ACUUGUUCGACAUUUACUUAAGUCUACGACAAUGGCUGAUGGUGUAGAAGCAGCAAGAGGAAGAAGCAAAAAGCAAAACAGCAUAUUAAGAAAACAACUUGCUAUAGCUGUAAGAAGUGUUCAAUGGAGCUACGGAAUUUUCUGGUCCUCUUCAUCUACUCAAUCUGGGGUUUUGGAGUGGGGAGAAGGAUGUUACAAUGGAGAUAUAAAGAAAAGGAAGAAGAGAUACGAAGCUCAUUGUAAAUAUGGGUUGCAGAGAAGCAAGCAGCUUAGGAAGCUUUAUCUGUGUAUGCUUGAAGGAGAUAGUAGUACUACUACUCAUGAUGAUCAUAGUGAUCACAAUUGUAACAGUAGUACAAGUAUGAUGCUGUCACCAGAUGACCUCUCCGAUGAAGAGUGGUACUAUUUAGUCUCCAUGUCCUAUGUCUUCUCUCCUUCUCAAUGUUUGCCAGGAAGAGCUUUGGCUACGGGUGAGACCAUAUGGCUUUGCAACGCUCAGUACGCGGAGAACAAAUUCUUCUCUCGUUCUUUGUUGGCAAGAAGCGCAUCAAUUCAGACUGUUGUGUGUUUCCCUUACUCGUGCGGUGUGAUUGAGCUGGGCGUCACAGAAUUGAUUUCAGAAGAUCAUAGUUUGCUUCAACACAUCAAAUCUUGCUUGUUGGAGACUUCAAAACCCGAUAACUCUUUAAACAACUUCUCUGCUCACCAAGACAACGAUGCUGAGAAGAAUCAAAUGAAAAUUAAAAUCAGUGAUGGAAACUCGGUGCUCCAAGAGAACCAUAAGAUUCAAUUUGGUAUUUCUGAUCUCAUGUCUGAUGAAGACUUGCAUUACAAAACAACUGUCUCUACAGUACUCAAAUACGCCGCCGAUAUAUCAAAAAGGAACGAUAAGAACAUACAAGCGGAUCUUGUUUCUUCUAAUUGUGGCUCAAGUUUCUUGCGGUGGAAGCGGCAUGAGCAGCCAAACUCAAAACUUCUUCAGAAACAUAGCAUUGCGCAGCCAUUGUCACAGACUGUGUUGCGGAAGAUAUUGCACGAUGUCCCUUUGAUGCACUCUGCAGACUCAAAGGGAAUGUUCCCAAGUAAGAGAUUUGGUCUGAAUCAAGAUGAUCCUUCGGACAGAAGAAAAGAGAACGAAAAAUUCAGUGUCCUUAAAGCUAUGGUUCCCACUGUCAACGAGGUUGAUAAAGAAUCCAUAUUGAACAACACAAUCAAGUACUUGCAAGAACUAGAGGAAAGAGUAGAAGAGCUAGAAUCUUGUAUGGGAUCAGUUAACUUCGUUGAGAGACAAAGAAAGACGACGAAGAGCCUUGACGGCUCUGUAUUGAUUGAAGAGACAUCAGGGAACUACGAUGACAGCACGAAGAUCGAUGGAAACUCAGGAGAGACGGUACAAGUCACUGUUUCCAGAGAUCAGACACAUUUGAGAGUUAAACUCAAAGAAACAGAAGUUGUGAUCGAAGUCAAAUGUUCAUACAGAGACUACAUAGUUGCAGACAUCAUGGAAUCUCUGAGCAAACUUCACAUGGACGCUUUCUCUGUUAGAUCUCACACACUUAAUGGGUUCCUCACACUGAAUGUAAAGGCAAAGUUGCGUGGGACUGCAGUUGCGUCAGUAGGAAUGAUUAAGCGAGAGCUGAGGAGAGUCAUUGGUGAGAGUAUGAGAAUCACUUAGGGUUUUCUAAAUGAUUUUUGUAAAAAUAAACUUUUUGAUGAAACGUUGUAUUUUUUUGGACUUUGGUGAAUCUAUAUGUCAUUAACUUUAUAUCGACUCUUCCGAGUCUUUUUGAUGAAAUCUUUGCUGAGUU
Eutrema salsugineum is the source of this 1808-nucleotide messenger RNA. Its product is annotated as transcription factor MYC1. The coding region runs from base 32 to 1675 and encodes 547 amino acids. The record is from RefSeq and is a predicted model, not a curated record. Gene Ontology annotation, molecular function: protein dimerization activity. NCBI's taxonomy places the organism in Eukaryota, Viridiplantae, Streptophyta, Magnoliopsida, Brassicales, Brassicaceae. The transcript is spliced from 8 exons.